AGCAUCAGCACGUCCAUUUUCCGCCCACGUGUCUCCUGGAGUAUCGCCAAGAGUCGAGAAGAGGACCCUCACGAGAUUCUGGUCUCCACCCCAUCGCCUCGAUUCACCACCCAAAUCACCUCAACUCCUCCUCUCUCGCUACUCCACUCAGCUCCUCCUCCGUCCUCAGCUCCUCCUCCGCCACCUCCCUCUGCUUAUCCUCAUCCUCCGCCGUCUCUCUCUCUCUCUCUCUCUAACCAGUUCGCGGUUCCAUGGGACGCAGGCAGUCGCAUCUCCACACGAACAUUCCUCGCCAGCUCUAGAAACCUCCAGAAGAUUCUUCCGCUGUUGACUUUCUGCUUCCGAGAGCCCGAUGGCGCAGCUUCGUUGCAUUCUUCUCCUCGCUUUCCUCUCCUCUCUGCUUCCUGCUCUUCGCGCCAGUGAUGGCGAUGCUGAUCCGAUUUACAAGUCUUGUGUGGCGGAGUGCGAAAAAUCUGGGUGUGUAGGGGACACAUGCUUUCAACACUGUAAAUUUUCAUCCGAUGGGAAACCUAUUGAUGGUCCGUGGUACAUGCAAGAGCCCCUCUAUUUGCGCUGGAAACAAUGGGACUGCCGCAGUGACUGCAGGUACCACUGCAUGUUUGCAAGGGAGGAAGAGAGAGAGGAACUCGGCCAUAAGCCUGUCAAAUACCAUGGGAAAUGGCCGUUUCAGCGUGUUUAUGGCAUCCAGGAACCGGUUGCUGUUGCUCUCUCCGCUAUCAAUCUUGCCAUUCAAUUUCAUGGCUGGAUAUCUUUUUUCAUCCUUAUAUACUACAAGUUGCCGUUGAAUCCAAAUAAGAAGACGUACUAUGAAUAUACUGGUAUGUGGCACAUCUAUGGGAUCUUGGCAAUGAAUGCCUGGUUUUGGAGUGGUGUAUUUCACAGCCGAGAUGUCGAGUUGACAGAGAAGCUAGAUUAUUCUUCUUCUGUAGCACUACUUGGAUUUUCACUCAUUGUGACCCUAAUUCGAGCGUUUAAUGUGAGAGAUGAGGCUGCAAGGGUCAUGGUUUGUGCUCCGCUGAUUGCAUUCGUCACCACACACAUACUGUACCUGAACUUCUAUAAACUUGAUUACGGUUUGAACAUGAAAGUGUGCAUGGCCAUGGGCAUCAUUCAGCUUCUUACAUGGGCAGUUUGGGCUGGUGUCAGUUGCCAUCCAUCGCGCUGCAAGUUGUGGGCGGUAGUGGCAGGAGAAGCCCUUGCCCUGCUCUUCGAGAUAUAUGACUUCCCACCUUACCAAGGCUUUAUUGACGCGCACGCUCUCUGGAAUGCAAUCAACAUACCUAUUACAUACCUCUGGUGGAGUUUUGUGAGGGAUGAUGCCGAGUUUGUUACAUCGGCUCUCCUUAAGAAAGCAAAGUAGUAGAUCUGAAUCGAAAAGCAUGAAGUGAUCCAAUGGUGGAUUGUAUCAAAUACUCGAAAGUACAUGACAUGCUCAGCGCAGUUAGUUCGUAAAAUGUUCUCCUUUUUUCCUCAUGUGUAUGCGUUUCUCCGAAAUGCUUACCGUGAUGUGGUUCCGUUUGAUUUUGCAUUUCGCAUUGGUAUCGGUCAAAUUGUUUCCGCCGUCUACGGUGGGCUACUUCCUCUGAUGGAAUCCGGAUUUCCAGGUCGUUGUGUUGGUUUUUUUUCCUGGAAACUUUUAGAUGUAAGAUUUGAAUUCUCAAGUUACUGAAUUGUGCUGUAAAUCUUUGUCGAAUACCAUUUUAGGAUGUUGUGUGGUGAUGUUGUUUAUGCAGUGUUGGAAUAGCUUAUGGAGAAAGGUACCAAUAAAAAAAAAAUAGUAAAAAGCUUUUGCUGA
This is a messenger RNA of Malus domestica (apple), 1816 nucleotides long. RefSeq lists its product as uncharacterized. Lineage: Eukaryota; Viridiplantae; Streptophyta; Magnoliopsida; Rosales; Rosaceae. Gene Ontology annotation, cellular component: endoplasmic reticulum membrane. Gene Ontology annotation, biological process: GPI anchor biosynthetic process. The record is from RefSeq and is a predicted model, not a curated record. Gene Ontology annotation, molecular function: hydrolase activity, acting on ester bonds.